AUGAGCAGGCUCUAUAACACUGGCGAUGGCACAAUUCUCUCUGGCUCGACCAACGGUAGACUGGACACUACCAACUACGGCGGCCCCAUCGGUCGUCUCACUCCCGAGACACUCAUCGAGAGCGUCAGUGAAGUUCUAGAUAUUGCUCAGAUCGCUAUCGUCAAUUUCACAGGGGGGAUAGAUGGUGCUAGCAGUGCGAAUGCUGGUUCCGAUCGCUUCUUGAAUAUCUCUAUGGACGCCCACAAGCGUCUUUGUAGUCCUGAUUCCGACAUUGUUGGGGCUAUCAUGAUCCACGGCACCAAUACCUUAGCCGAUACGGUCUUUGGCGUUGACCUUACUCUCAACUGCUCCAAGCCUUUUGUCACCACAGGAUCCAUGCGUCCCAACUCUGCACUCUCGGCCGAUGGAUCAUCCAACUUUUACGACGCUGUUCGAACUGCCAUCCACCCUGAAGCUCGAGACCGCGGAGCUCUGAUUGCAAUGAACAAUCACCUAGUCUCGGCAUUCUACGCUACAAAGACAAAUGGUAAUACUGUGUCGACUUUCCUGGCACCUGAUCAGGGAUACAUUGCACAGUUCAUGUCUGGACAGCCGUACUUUUUCUACUCACCACCUUUACCCAAGGCUAGAAACUAUCUUAAUCCGUUUAAAUUGAGCUCGCCUUUACCAAAGGUUGAUAUUUUUUAUGGUUACCAGGGUUUUGACGCUGAUCUCCUCUACUCUGCGGCCAAGAACGGUGCCAAGGGUAUUGUCAUCAUGGGUGUUGGCCCUAGUGCCCUCAGUAUGGCUGCUUUUGAAGCAGCCGAGAUCUUUACAGCCAAGGCGUUAUCACAGUCGCUUCGUUCCGUCCGUAUUUCGGACUCUCAGUUCCCAGCCCCCAAUUGGAAAAGAUGCAACAUUAGCUCUGGAGUUCUGCGUGGAGAAAAAGCUCUCAUUCAUCUGCAACUUGCUCUCGGUGCAGGUUAUGACUUUAAAGGGAUACAGAAGCUUUUUGAGGGUGAGGUUAGGAAGGCCGUGUACAAUGAUGCUACCGCUUUCUUUAACGGCACAGUUCUUUGA
Fusarium graminearum PH-1 is the source of this 1059-nucleotide messenger RNA. RefSeq lists its product as uncharacterized. The transcript has 5 exons. NCBI's taxonomy places the organism in Eukaryota, Fungi, Ascomycota, Sordariomycetes, Hypocreales, Nectriaceae. Bases 1 to 1059 code for a protein of 352 amino acids. The record is from RefSeq and is a predicted model, not a curated record.